AUGGUCGCGCCCAAGAAACCUCAAAGUGAGAUCGGCAACAAGUUGAACAACAUGCCCUACAAUAAGAGGGACUCAGCCAUGGGUGGUAAGGCCGACGGAAAGGGCCCGAAUGGUAUGCUUUUCUACAUCUCACCGAACCGCAAGAUCGAUGCUAACUGUAUUGGAGGCGCCCGAUCUGGAUUCAGGACCGACACUGCCAUUUCCAACAACCGACCGGGCAACGAGCGAACCCUACAACCAUGGGUCCCUGACUCCAGCGAUGGUAUUGACGGGAGUCUGGAGAAGUCCUCUAGCAGUGGAGGAGCCUGGGAUCAGUUCGCUGAGAACGAGCGGCUCUUCGGCCUCAAGACAGACUAUGAUGAGAACAUCUACACCACUACCAUUGACAAGAGCCACCCUCAGUACCGAGAGCGUAUGGCCGCCGCGGACCGAAAGGCUCGCGAGAUUGAGCGAAGCUUGGCCACCACAGCGCACGUGGCAGAGGAGCGUGUGAUGGACUUUGUCAGUGGUGGUGGUGAUGAUCAUGGUGGUGACGAAGAAGACAAGUAG
This is a messenger RNA of Colletotrichum spaethianum, 549 nucleotides long. RefSeq lists its product as uncharacterized. The coding region runs from base 1 to 549 and encodes 182 amino acids. NCBI's taxonomy places the organism in Eukaryota, Fungi, Ascomycota, Sordariomycetes, Glomerellales, Glomerellaceae. Gene Ontology annotation, molecular function: RNA binding. The record is from RefSeq and is a predicted model, not a curated record. Gene Ontology annotation, biological process: cytoplasmic stress granule assembly. Gene Ontology annotation, cellular component: cytoplasmic stress granule. The transcript has a single exon.